CUUCCGCAUAUUGGGUCACUCUGCUGGUAAACAAACACAGACCGGACCAAUUCCAAAUACUUGUUAAUGUUAGUUAAAUAAAGCCGUGUAGAAGGCGAGGCAAACAUAAACUUACUUAUGGAACGAGAAAAGACUAAACUACUAAAUGAAUACCCAGGUUUGAUGGAAAAUGGGGAACCCCUUGCGGCAAAAUCUGCGUUUAGUUACGUGCCUACAGUUCGAAAUGACCCAGCCGAGCACACUGUAUUUAACACUCAGGGAUCGGAGCGUCAGCAUUCUACAUUUGAUCGCCUUUUUAAAUGGUCAGAAGGUUACAACAACAAACUCCACCGCUGUGAUCGAGAACAUGCAAAAUUAAGGGGGCUUCAUGUGAAUGAUGAGGAACAUACAAAGGAGGUGCCGACAUUAUCAUCAUCAAUUUAUGGACACAAACUAGAGCGUUUUAAUGAUCCCCCAGGAAGAGCUCACGUGAGAGUUGGCUACGUUAAGUCAGAGUUCUACCGAAGGAAUGGUGUCAAUAUAGAAGGUGAUCAAGAGGGAAUGUAGACCAAGAGCAGUUUUAAUGGUGUUUCAACAAAUACGGGACUGCUGAUCACAGCGCCGUACGACUGUUGUACGGAAAAUCCAACUCUUCACCCUGUCAGUGGUAGAUCAUGCAACACUCUCUGCUGAUGGUCGGCAGUCUGAACAGAUCGUCAUUAAAAACAAUUUGCGAUUUGUACAUCUACUGAGAACAAGGUGCUGGCGACACUGCAGCUUAUUCCGAGUUCAUUGAAUGCUGUUAUUCAGUGGCAUAUCUAGAGGGUGCAUGCCUUCCAGAAAGGGUUGCCCUCCACCACCCUGGAAAUUUUUAAAGCAAAGAAAUAAAGUAAAUUACCCCAUACUACCUUAUUUUGCCAGCUACCUUCCCCUCAACUUAUCACCAAGUCCUCCCACUUCACCUUUGCUCCCCCACCCACUUUUCAAUACCAUUUGAUACACCAGUUUUGGCAGAGGGCUUCAGAGGGAGGGCAUGCUUUCCUCUGCUCCCUGUAUAUUUUGGAAGUGGUGGCAACAAAUGCUAUUCUCCUUUCUUUAGAUAUGUAUAUAAUCAUGAUUGUAAAGAAAAUAACUGAAUAUCAGGCACAACUUUUAAGGAGAGCGGAAUAAUGUAUUUUAAAUAUUGUGUAAUUAUUUGAAUUAAAAAAAAUUGAGUAAACGAACAGUUUUGAGAUAUGUUACAUAAAAAAAAAUUUUCACUUGUCCUUGUAUUUGCUACACCUAGUCCACUCCCCAGCGAUACCUCAAUACAGUAGUUGGUUAUAGAUAAAGUUGUACAAUACGUAAAAUUAAGUGGAACUAGUUUAUUUGGAAUAAAAAGGAACAAAAUUACUGUUUGUGAGUUAAAUUUUAAUCGUGAAAAAAACAACAGUUUUCUCGUGUACCAAGCUUUACAUAUUUUACAUUACGAGCUCAAGCAAUCAUAUGUCACCUUAAAGACAACUAAUUUACAUACACUGCACAAAUCAUAUAUCUCCUUAGAGAAAAUUAUUUUACACCACCAGCUCAACCAAUUAUAUGUCGACUUUAGUACUCAUUUACGUAGCCCAUUUCACUAGUCACAGAUCAACUCACUGAAACAUCUGAAUGCCUCCCACACGCACUCCCUCGAGCAAGCACAAAAUUCCAGGAAACUAACCCAUUGAUGGUGGAAAUCUACUAUAGUUUACAUUUCAAUUAUUAGAUAACAGAUGAAAUUUCAGUACAGUAUAUGGAUUGAGUAUAAAAAUCAAAUAUAUUCGUAUAGAACUAUUCUACUAGAAGUUAAAAUAAUGCCGUUUAUCACACAAUAUAUUGCGAUAUCAGAUUCUAUUAUUAAAAACAACUGUAAUUUUCUAAAGAAGAAUGUAAAAAUAUAUUAUAAUUUUACGUAUAAUUUGAAUAUGUAUUUAUUCAGCAAUUCACAUCAAAACAGUAAAAUAAAUUAUAAUUUUCUAAUCUUUUGUAUCAUUUCUCUAGAUCCUCAAUCCAAAAGCAAAUUGUUUAUUUCAAGUACAUACAUAUAGUAAAUAUACAGCAAGAUAUAUGAAUGGUUUGCUUGUGAAAAAUUGUUAAUAAUCAACUUAAAUGUUUUUUGCAAUACAAUUUUAGUUAACAUUCUUUCUUGAUAAUGCAUUGAUACUGUAUACUUAGAAAGGGGAGAUUUUUUUAUCAAAUAUCAUGGCCCCUUGAGAAUGUAUUCAGUAGAUUUCUUAUAGCCUUCUUUUCUAUAGUUAAUAAGCAUAUCUUGUUGAAUUUGUUUACCCAAGUAAAAUGGCACUGUAUAG
Messenger RNA from Anneissia japonica, 2306 nucleotides. RefSeq lists its product as uncharacterized. Lineage: Eukaryota; Metazoa; Echinodermata; Crinoidea; Comatulida; Comatulidae. Bases 118 to 546 code for a protein of 142 amino acids. The transcript has 3 exons. The record is from RefSeq and is a predicted model, not a curated record.